AUGGUGAAUUGGAAUCAGCUGGCCACGGCUUGGUCUGCGGACCAUGGUUUCGUGGGUUCUGGAAAAGUUCAAGCCAUGCAGCGAACCUUGCCUCUGUUGGAAGACACUGCCUCUGUUCCGUUUGUGUGUCGGUAUCGAGCGGACAUUGUUGCUCCACUUUCAACCAAGGAAGUUCACAAACUGGCAGAAAUGUUCGCAUCUUGGAACAGUUUGCAAUCGCUGCGAAAAAAAAUUCUCGAUAAGAUCCAGGAGGAUACACAACUGCAGCAUCGUGUGCAGAGUUCUAUCAGCAAAAGUGAGCUUGAAGAUCUCUACGCACCCUUCAAACCACCUUCAAAAGGGUCGUUGGAAGAUCGAAUUGCCAAAGAACAUCCUCACUUGAAGGCCGAAGUGGAUGCCUUUUGGCAAGGCCAACAGACAACUAGUCAGGAAAAGAAGUUACGCCCACGUGAGGCCGCCGUUACCCUUCUAGCCAACAAAAUUGCGAGUCACACGCCCACUACAGAUGCUCUAUUGGAAUAUGUGGAGCGUUUUGCCAAGGUGAAAGCUUCAAAGGUCUCACCAGGCAAAGAUGUCGAUGCAAAGACCAGGUCUGAAAAUGACAAGAAGUACGCUACUUAUUACGACUUCUCGGUUGCUUAUGGCUAUAUUCGCGAUCAUCAGGUGCUGGCCAUUCGGCGGGGAGUCAACAAUAAAGCAAUCAAGUUGUCAUAUGAUAUCGAUGCAGAACGUACAGAAUCUCGGAUACGACGGUCGCUUCUGGAUGAAGGUGUGCAACUGCAAGGCAAGGCUGCUGGAUUAUGGGCGGAUGCAACCAAAGAUGCGUGGAGUCGUCUGUUACGAAAGAGAAUCACCAGUCGUCUCUGGAAAGACAAAUGCACCCAUGCAGAGGAAAAAUCCAUGGAAGUCUUCCGAGUCAAUCUACUCAAGGCACUCUUAGCACCACCGCUGAGCACGCCAAAGCCUCUUUUAGCGUUGGAUCCUGGUUUUGCCGCAGGCAUCAAGGCAUGCCUUCUUCAAAGCACAGGCCAAUUGUUGUUUCAAGACGAAGAAACAUCGUUAGUGACAGUCAAGUUCCUGCAGAAUCGAAAGGAGGGCAUAGAAACCCUCAUCAGCUUAUUGCAAAUACUCUAUAGCGCCCAAGACAACGAGCAUGGUAACACGGCCAAGACGACAAACGGGAAGAUGCCCAAACCACCAGUUGUGACAGUGGCUCUGGGAAAUGGCCACGGGUCGCAAGAGGCUCGGCAGCUUGUUCGAGACGCAUCGGAUAAAUGCGGCAUACCUAUCGAUAUUCAACUCGUUAGUGAAGCCGGGGCGAGCGUCUGGAGUGUCACGGAGGGAGCUAGCCGUGAAUUUCCAUCCCAAGCACCUGCCGCGAUAGCUUCAGUGUCCAUUGGACGCCGAUAUCAGAACCCUCUGCCAGAACUUGUGAAAAUACCACCACGUUCGUUGGGUUUGGGAAUGUAUCAACAUGACUUGAAAGAAACUGAGCUGGACGAAAAGCUUCGAAUUACUUCAAUCCACGCGGUCGCGGAAGUGGGCGUCGAUGGGAACUCUUGUAGCGCUGAAAUAUUGGAGAAGAUCCCUGGGUUGACCUCUAAGCUUGCUCAACGAAUCAUUGAAGCCCGUCCUCUUAGAGCUCGCAAUGAUAUGCUGGAACGAGUGUCAGGCAUUGGAACCAAAACCUAUGAGAAUUGCGCCGCUUUCAUCAAGGUUGCCGGGGACGAGCCUUUGGAUGCCACUUUGGUGCAUCCAGAGUCAUACCCCCUUGCACGGUAUCUGUUGAAGAAGCUUAAAUGGAAUUUGGCUGACAAAGCAUCAAUUCGCAAGGCUGAUCUGCCUCAGACGAAACAUGGUCGCUGUGAGAAGUGGGGAGACCUUAUCGAGAAAGCAGCCGUAAAGUACAGUGUGACGCAGGAUCGCGUUGAUUCCGUUGUUGGCCAUUUGAUCUCUUCUAUCACCAACCCCGACCCUCGCUUGGGAGGAACCAUGUCCAUUGUUGGUUCUUCGCCUGUCGCCUCUGCGGCAAAAGCUACUGAUGUGGGAAGUGUUGAUGGUUGCAGCCUGCUCCCAUCCAGCACCAGCACCUCGAUUGGGGCCCUGCGAAAGGCAUGCCCCCUGCGAGGCAUUGUUGCUACUGUGCGGAAUGUGGUUGAUUUCGGAGCCUUUGUGGACUUUGGUGGGGAGAACGACGGGCUUCUCCAUCGCUCGAAGUUGGGCCCUGUCUCGCUCUCAUCGCUCCUUGUGGGUCAGGAGGUUGGAGUGGAUAUUUUGAGUGUCUCGGACAAUGGAAGAGUCGCAAUCGCGUUGAACGGUCUCAACUGUGAUCCUGAACCGUCGAAACCCAAACAAACCAAUGGCAAGAAUGCAGGGAAACGCUCGUAUUCGACAACAGCAAGAAAGCCAGAGAAUCCACCCGCGAAACGUCGCCGUGCUGGCCGAAAAGGCUAG
Seminavis robusta is the source of this 2454-nucleotide messenger RNA. The record is from the annotation of a GenBank genome assembly. Lineage: Eukaryota; Bacillariophyta; Bacillariophyceae; Naviculales; Naviculaceae.